Messenger RNA from Lathyrus oleraceus (garden pea), 1746 nucleotides. RefSeq names its product cytochrome P450 CYP736A12. The record is from RefSeq and is a predicted model, not a curated record. Gene Ontology annotation, molecular function: monooxygenase activity; iron ion binding; heme binding. Bases 80 to 1657 code for a protein of 525 amino acids. The transcript has 2 exons. NCBI's taxonomy places the organism in Eukaryota, Viridiplantae, Streptophyta, Magnoliopsida, Fabales, Fabaceae.
ACGACAGAGAAAGAAAGCAUCGCCACUCACUAGUUUAAAGAUGAGAUAGACUUGGAGUUCUUCAAAGUCCUUAUUAACCAUGUUACUUACUUCACCCAAACCAAAACCAUUCAUAUUUGUAAAGAUGUCUUCUGCUGCAAUACUUUCUUUCAUUCUCUUCACUUUCACAUUCACUUAUCUUUUAUUCAAACUUUUCUUUCAUCCAAAACAAAAACACAAGAAGCCACCAGGUCCACCAACACUACCUAUAAUCGGAAACCUUCACAUGUUAGGCAAACUUCCUCAUCGAACACUUCAAUCACUCUCCAAAAAAUAUGGCCCAAUCAUGUCCUUUAAGCUUGGUCAAGUACCAGCUGUUGUCAUUUCAUCUUCAAAAGCUGCAGAAUUGUUCCUCAAAACUCAUGACUUAGUUUUCGCAAACCGACCAAAGACUCAAGCAUCUGAGAUCUUCUCUUACGGUUCUAAAGGGUUAGCUUUCUCUGAGCAUGGUCCUUAUUGGCGUAGUGUGAAAAAACUUUGCACUUUGAAACUUCUUAGUGCUUCUAAAGUUGAGAUGUUUGCUCCUAUUAGAAAACAAGAGUUGGGUGUUUUGGUUAAAUCUUUGGAGAAAGCUGCUUUAGUGGGUGAGGUUGUGGAUGUUAGUGAUGCUGUAGUAAAUCUUGUUGAAAAUAUUAUGUAUAAGAUGCUGUUUGGUAGAAGUAAAGAUGAGCAAUUUGACUUGAAGAAGUUGGUUCAACAAACAUUGACUUUGUCUGGAGCUUUUAAUCUUGCUGAUUACAUCCCUUGGCUAGGCCCUUUUGAUCUUCAGGGAUUAACACAUGCCUGCAAGAAAACAAGUAAAGCACUUGAUGAGGUAUUAGAGAUGAUAAUAAAAGAGCAUGAACAAAUUACUAAUGCUAACAAAACUCGUAACGAAGAUUUCAUAGACACACUCCUAUCAAUUAUGCACCAAACCAUUGAUCUCGAAAAUGAACAAAAUCCCGUCAUUGUCAUUGAUCGAAGCACCAUGAAGGCAAUUUUACUAGACAUGAUAGCAGCGGGAACCGAUACAUCUGCAUCUGUAAUUGAGUGGGCGUUAUCUGAACUUUUAAGGAAUCCAAGAAUAAUGAAAAAACUUCAAGAUGAGAUACAAAAUGAGAUAGGACAUAUGAGAAUGGUUGAAGAGAAAGAUUUGAAGAAUUUAAAUUACUUAGAUAUGGUGGUUGAUGAGAUAUUAAGACUUUAUCCGGUUGGACCUUUACUAGUCCCUCGUGAAUGUAGAGAGAAUAUAAUAAUUGAUGGUUAUUUUAUAAAGGAAAAGACACGAGUUAUAGUAAAUGCAUGGGCAAUAGGAAGAUCUCAUUAUGUUUGGUCACAAAAUGCUGAAGAGUUUUAUCCCGAAAGAUUUAUGGAUAAGAAAAUGAAUUUUCAUGGACAAGAGUUUGAGUGUAUACCAUUUGGUUCUGGUCGGAGACGCUGUCCUGGGAUUCAUUUGGGUUUGAUUAAUGUAAAAUUGAUUUUAGCUCAAUUGGUGCAUUGUUUUGAUUGGCAACUUCCACCUAAUAUUACUCCUUCAAAUUUGAACAUGGAAGAAAAAUUUGGACUCACUAUACCUAGAGCUCAACACUUGCACGCAAUACCGAGUUAUCGUCUAGCAUGUGAUGACAAAUUUGAAUAGUUUUAAGGAGGACAAUCAUAUAUCAUCAUGAGAGAAAUUGUGUAAUAUUAUCAUUUGUUUUACAAUAAAUUAAUGAAUACUGUUUGUUC